AUUGCAUCCAUCCUGGAGUUCUUAAUGAGGAGUUAAUGAUUGUCUUACGAUAUCGGCAACUAGUGGAUUAUGCCAACAUUGAGAUAGGCUUGUUGGCGUAUAAGCUGAGGGGUUCGCCAGUGUAGAUAUAUCCACCAAAACAAGAAAGAGAACGGCUACUGCUUUUAAGAACGGACAGGAGCUGAUCUUCCUUUUCCUUCUAUUUCCCUGAAAAUACCCAGUAACUAGGAGAUGUCCAGUUCUGCAACAUCUUCAGCUCUUCUGUCCCUCUGCUGUUCGUGAAACAGGAUCCAACUGUGCAAUAUGGCGGCCAAAACCAAGUGCAACGGGCAUAACAACCUGAAUGAUAGCAAAAGCCCUAGCUUAACUCUCCUUAUGCAGCGAGAGGAUGCCACGGCUUUGCUUUAUGUGGAUCCUCAUAAUCCCAUCCGCCAUCUUCAGCGCGGGAUCAUACAUUCGAAGCUUGGGUAUCCCGACCUCGCAGCGGCGGAUGCAUAUCGCGCGCUGGCGCUGUUUGAGGCGGUGAUUGAUCCGGACUCUAGCGAGUAUAGGGCUCGUAAAAAGGUGGGGCUGGAUGCCAUGGAGUUAAUGGGUUCUUCUGGGCUUGUGGAUGGUGUUGCCGCCAUAAGUAUUCGCGGUGGAAGUGAUCAUGGCGGGCCCGAGAAUUACGACGAUGAUGCAGAUGAUGACGGGCAUAUGGAAGAAGACGAAGAUGGAGAUGAAGAAGAGGGCUUCGAAUCCAUUUCUCAAGACGAAUAUAGGGAAAAUAUACGACAUGUGUACAUAUUGCUCGUCCAAAGUCUCGUUCAGUGCGGCUGCAUGAGAGACGCAUAUAACUUCUGCGUUCAGGCCAUGGACCUCCCGGACUCGGAGCUUAAAUCAAGCCUCAGUGUGUUCGAAGAACAACUCUCUAUCAUAAAGCGCUCGUUUGUAGAUCGCCAGCGAUCGCGGCAGCAGAAGGAAGGGCGUGGAGGUUCCGCUGACAAUCAAGACCAAGGAACGGACGAGGGGCUGCUGGCCAGACUCCAACCUGCUGACCUUGAUGCACAAGGAUACGCAAGGAGAGUUCUCUAUCCAUGGAAUACACACGAGCCAGAUCGCAGCGCGCCUGAAACUCUGCAACUUCUUAAUGAAAGACUCAAGAAAAUAGCGCCCAAGUGCGAAGUGCGCGCUGUCGCGCUCCCUGCAUUGUACCACAACACAGUUGGUGGGGAUCCAUCGAGUAAACAGGAAGAACAGGAAGAAGAGACCUCCAUCCAACUUGGCCUCGUAGCUACCGAAGACAUCGCCCCCGGCGAGACAUUCCUGCACGAAUCCUCCCUCCUAACUGCCACGAAUCGUCUACAUGAUAGCCUAUGUGAUGCCUGCAACGGACCGAUCCCCUAUCUCUCUGCGGCUAAUUCCUCUGUCGCCUGCGGAGAUUGCGAAGAUACCAUCUUCUGCAGCCAGGAAUGUCACGAUCUCGCUCAGGAAGUCUACCACGCGGCCGAGUGCGGACAGGAGGGUCUUGAGUCCAUUGGAAAGGACAUACAGGAUCCCAAAGAUAAAGCUGAUUACCUCUACCUGCUAUUGUUAGGCCGCGCCAUUGCCAUGGCUGCUACGCAGGGCAUACAUCCAUUAGACCUACCAGAGGUGAAGUAUAUCUGGGGCGAUUUCCACCCGCUGGACGACGGCAUGCUUCCUCCAACGGCAGUCUCAGCGUCAAGUAACAAUAACAACACCGCCAACCUCCAACCCCCUUCCGCAACCCUUCCCUUCUCCUUCCAUCUAUCAAUCCUCCAACCCACCCGCAUCCUCGAGGAAAUGGGUCUGGAUCCCUUCGCCACCUUGCCCACGUACGACACCUGGGUGCUAAACACUCUCUACGCCAAAUUCCGCGGCACGGCGUCUGGCCGCUUAUCGACAUGGGAUGGCGGGCCGGAGGUCUCUGCUGUACACCCACUCUGGUGUUUGGCGAACCAUUCGUGUGAUCCUAACGUCCGUUGGGAGUGGGGUGGGGAGAUUACGUUCACGGUUAGGCGGGAGGAUGAGAGGUUUAAGUGGGGUGGGAGGAAGGGCGGGGAUGCGGGGGAUGAGAAGUGGACGGGGAUUAAGCGUGGGGAGGAGAUUUUGAAUCAUUACUGUGAUGUGGGCUUGGGGGUAAAGGAGAGAAGGGAGUGGGCCAUGGGAGCGUUGGGGGGUGCCUGUCGAUGUGAAAGGUGUCUGUGGGAGGAGAAACAGAUAGACCCGGACGAAAGGUGAGGGAGGGUCUAUUAGAGGAUUGAAAAAAAUAUUAUUUUCCUCGGAUACCUCGUCUUUAUAUUUUCCCCCCCUCCCCGCCCCUUUCCUAGCUUUGCUGCGGCUGUUCCUCAUCCUGAGCUUAGAAUGGAUCUUACAUUUAAUCCGCUACCUUGCAUACUAGGAUUAUAUCUUGUCCAAUGAGUUAACUAUCGAUUACACAAAAAAUUAAAAUUCAGUGAGAGAAACUGAUAUUGAUAGCUAAAUAACCCCCGCCCAUCUUUCUCAUUAUAUUUUCAUAAUAAUCAUCAGCAGCAUUAUGGAAUCUAAUAUACACAUAUAUUCGUUUUCUUCAUCCACUCAAACAAAACAAAGAAAAUACUUCU
This is a messenger RNA of Blastomyces dermatitidis ER-3, 2603 nucleotides long. Its product is annotated as MYND domain-containing protein. Gene Ontology annotation, molecular function: protein binding. The transcript has a single exon. Gene Ontology annotation, cellular component: nucleus. The coding region runs from base 304 to 2241 and encodes 645 amino acids. The record is from RefSeq and is a predicted model, not a curated record. Lineage: Eukaryota; Fungi; Ascomycota; Eurotiomycetes; Onygenales; Ajellomycetaceae.